Glycine soja is the source of this 592-nucleotide messenger RNA. Its product is annotated as 60S ribosomal protein L9-like. NCBI's taxonomy places the organism in Eukaryota, Viridiplantae, Streptophyta, Magnoliopsida, Fabales, Fabaceae. Gene Ontology annotation, molecular function: rRNA binding; structural constituent of ribosome. The record is from RefSeq and is a predicted model, not a curated record. Bases 70 to 327 code for a protein of 85 amino acids. Gene Ontology annotation, cellular component: ribosome. Gene Ontology annotation, biological process: translation. The transcript has 3 exons.
UAUCUAACUAGAGUUUUGUGUUUCCAUUCAAAACCAAUUCAUCCUUUACCUUUUCUCUCAAGGAACUUCAUGAUAUCUUUGUUUCUAGUUUUGUGUAAUCAGAGAUGCCAUCUUAAAGCUAAGGAUAUCAGGAAGAAGUUCCUCGAGGGCGUUUCCGUUCGAUCUGAAAAAGUGAAGGAUGAGUUGGUUUUGGAUGGAAACCACAAUGAGCUUGUUUCUAGGUCUUGGGCUCUCAUUAAUCAGCUUAAAAAUAAGGAUAUCAGGGAGUUCUUUGAUGGUAUGGUAUUUAUGUCAGCGAGCGAAGGGAGCAAUAUCAGAGAAGAGUAGAGGGUAGAGGAUGAAAACAUUUAUGUUAGGUUUUUGGUUUGGAGAUCCUUUUGAUUAGCUGGGAUUUUACAAUUUUGUGUUGUCAAACUUUUUCUUUUGAAAAUAUCUAUUUGAGUUCUACUCUAGGUAUUGAAUAUUUGCUUGAAGCGGUAAAUUAUCAUGCAUUGUUGUCUCUACUUCUUUGUUUUGUCCAUGGGUAUUUUGCUUACACGAUCUGUGUGUUGUGAUGAGAGAGAGUGGUUGACUCAGCAGCUUAAUUACUGAA